AUGGCUGGACUUGAACAAUCACUUUUCCAACUCAAGUUCACAGCAAAGCUGUUGAACCGACAGGCCACCAAGGCCGCCAAGGAGGAGCUUUCUGAGAAGGCAAAAACCAAAAAAGCCAUGAUGCAAGGAAACAGCGACAUUGCACAACUCUAUGCCCAAAACGCCAUCAGAAAAGCCAACGAGAGAGUGAAUCUUUUACGUUUAGCGUCUAGAAUCGAUGCUGUGGCCUCGCGAGUGCAAACGGCCGUGACGAUGCGCUCAGUGACUGGAAACAUGGCACUGGUGAUUAAAGGAAUGGACAAAGCGCUUCAGACAAUGAACUUGGAGAAGAUUUCGCUCGUCAUGGACAAAUUCGAGAACCAGUUCGAGGACUUGGACGCCUCCACCAACUACUACGAGUCUGCCACCAACAACGUGAACGCAUUGACCACUCCACAAGAAGAGGUGGACGAGUUGAUGAGCCAGAUUGCCGACGAGGCAGGCAUAGAGAUGAAGCAGGGGCUCAACGAGACCAAGGUGGACAUCCAGACGCCUCCUGUGGCGAACGUUACGGAAGAGAAGGAGGACAAGUUGGCUGAGCGGUUGCGUGCGUUGAGAAACUAG
Molecule: messenger RNA, 603 nt
Organism: Candidozyma duobushaemuli
Lineage: Eukaryota; Fungi; Ascomycota; Pichiomycetes; Serinales; Metschnikowiaceae
Exons: 1
Coding region: 1-603 (200 amino acids)
Biological process (GO): late endosome to vacuole transport; endosome transport via multivesicular body sorting pathway; protein transport
Cellular component (GO): ESCRT III complex; multivesicular body
Source: RefSeq, a predicted model, not a curated record